AUGGCGGAGAUGCGGUUUAUGUCCGGCAUAGCCCGGUUCAUUCCUGCGGUGGGAUAUCACCAUGUUCUCAUGUUAUUCAUUGCGCUCUCCAUUCUACUACUAUCUCUAUUACUUGCCGGAUGCUCGUCAUCGUCUCCACAGAUUCCCAGCAUUUUCCUAAUAUCGAUGUUCUACGAGAAAUACCCAGCCGUCAUGAGUACUGCGCAGGCGGACCCUGGACUCGUACCGACAAUCGCAAACAUAGUCGGAGGUGCUCACUUGGAAGUCCGGGUAGGGUACUUUGGAAUCUGCAUCCAGCGAAACGGGGGUGGUUUCCUCUGCAACCAGAACGCGACUAUCCUGGCCGAGUCCCUUGGUGUCGAAAGUGAUCCCUUAAAUCUGAUCUGGGUCGCAUCAACAUUCAAGGAUGCGGUGGUAUUUCCAUAUCUCAUCAUCGUCGCGUUAAUCUUCGCAUUCCUCUCCUUCCUCCUCCUGGCGACUUUCCCCGGCUGGCAUGAAGAACUCAACCAACAAGGCUCGGACAUCGAAGUAAAGCCGUUCCCAUCCCGGCCUGUAUCGCAAGUCGCCCUCGCACUGAUCUUCGUUGCGUCCGUCUUCAUCCUGGUGUCGGUCCUCUGGCAACACACGGCGUCGGUGGCAGCCAGUACAAUAGCGCAAGACCUGGGGAACGGCAGCGUGAAGAGUGGCGUCGGCACGUCUGCCAUGCUUCUGGGCUGGUUUGGCUUCGCCUUCUUCAUCAUCGUCUCCAUUGGCUUGCUCUGCAUGAUCUUGAGUAUCAGCUACUUCUCACAGAUAACAGAUGAUUAA
Molecule: messenger RNA, 807 nt
Organism: Microsporum canis CBS 113480
Lineage: Eukaryota; Fungi; Ascomycota; Eurotiomycetes; Onygenales; Arthrodermataceae
Exons: 4
Coding region: 1-807 (268 amino acids)
Biological process (GO): conjugation with cellular fusion
Cellular component (GO): mating projection tip; membrane
Source: RefSeq, a predicted model, not a curated record